CCUUUCAGCCACAGCUCAUCCUCGAGGGCGGGGAGAGGUGGCAUUUGAGUCCUCCGGUAUCCCAGCAGGCAGUGCAGCCUGGAGACGCUGACAAAGGAGCGGAGGAGCAGUCGCAGCUGCUUUCCGAGGAGCUAGUGUUGCCGAGAUUGCCAAAAUGCUUUGGAGUUUUUAACUGAAUCUCAGAGAAGUCCAAAAUAAACUUGAGACUGUAAAAACAGAAGCUGCAGCAAGGGGGAUUCAGUGCCAAUGCAUCAACAAAAAAGACAACCAGAGUUAGUGGAAGGGAAUCUUCCUGUUUUUGUGUUUCCCACGGAGCUCAUAUUUUAUGCUGAUGAUCAGUCAACACAUAAGCAAGUGUUGACUCUAUACAAUCCCUAUGAGUUUGCCUUAAAGUUCAAAGUUUUGUGUACUACUCCAAAUAAGUAUGUUGUCGUUGAUGCUGCAGGUGCAGUAAAGCCUCAGUGUUGUGUGGAUAUUGUGAUCCGUCACAGAGAUGUUCGAUCCUGUCACUAUGGUGUGAUAGACAAGUUCCGCCUCCAAGUUUCUGAGCAAAGCCAGAGGAAGGCUUUAGGAAGGAAAGAGGUUGUUGCUACUCUCCUGCCAUCCGCAAAAGAACAACAAAAGGAAGAAGAGGAAAAAAGAAUAAAGGAGCAUUUAACUGAAAGUUUAUUUUUUGAGCAGUCAUUUCAACCAGAAAACAAAAGUGUCUCCUCAGGACCUAGUUUACUAACUGUUUUCCUGGGAGUGGUGUGCAUUGCAGCUCUGAUGCUACCUACGCUGGGGGAUGUGGAAUCGCUGGUGCCUCUCUACCUCCACUUAAGUGUGAAUCAAAAAUUAGUGGCUGCUUAUAUCUUAGGUCUUAUUACAAUGGCUAUACUUAGAACAUGAGCAAGGAUUUCAAUUGACUUCCGAAGUAAAUUUAUCUUGAAAAUAUGAAUGUGGACUGCCUUUUAUCUCUGUUUCACUCCAUUAACAUGCUAUAAACUAUUGAAUUAUUUCAAAUAAUAGCAAAUGUAUAAUAUAUAUUUUAAACUGCUCUAUAAUUUUAUUUGAAGGACUCCAGCACAUUAUGUUACAGACAGCAAUGAUGCUUCUGAGUGAUAUCUAGAAAAUUAUUGGGAGAAAUUCUGUUUAUAUCUAUACUUAUUGUGCAAAAGACUUUAACACAUUUGUUAUUUUCCCUUUUCCCGAUUCACUUUCAUUGUAAAGGGUCAUGUGUCCUUCAAAGUUAAAAGCCUAGAAAAGCAAAUUGACCAGCCUAAAAAUAGAAUCCACAUGUAUUUCCUAGCUUCAAAGACCGCCAUUACUAUGUAAAUUAUGCCAUGCCCUCUUAUCAUUGUGUACAGUUGUCAUGGUGUUUCUAAAAUACAAGUUUUACAGUUACUGUGUGGGGGGUAAAAGUAAGAAGUGUAAGGUACCAGGGGAGCAUGCUGAUCCUGGGGUCUCACAGAAGACAGGGCAUAUUCCAUUCAUCUUGUGAACUACAGAAUGGCUUGUGGUCCAGAUACCAAGCAUAUGGCUUGUUUUAUGUCUUUUGUUUUUGUUUGUUUGUUGUUGUUGUUGUUAAACCUAAUAGCAGUAGAGUGACCUCUCUAUUUGUCUGAGUUUUAGAGCAAGACAGGCAUUUGUUUACUUAUUUGGCCCACCCUUGGCUUUUCCUGUAGUUAACGCUUUGUGGCGUUUCUCCCCCAGCCCCUUGCCUGCCUGAUGUAAGUGACAUGCCCAGACUGGGAUUAUCAACUAGCAGGUGGUUUAUGUGGAGAUGACUCUUCAUCCUUAAACUCUAAGCCAAGUAUAGGAAAUCUUUGGUACCUGUGUCUAUUUAAUAGCAGUCACUGAGACAUUUUUUAAGUUUUUAUUUAUUUUUUAAAAAACUUUACCAAAAAAAAAUCCCCUAAGCACAACUAUUUCCAUUUCUUUAUAACCUCUUCUGAUCUCUGACAUAUAUAUAUAAAUAUAUAUAUGCAGUUUUAACUGUUAUUAUCAUAGUAAAUGAUGUUGUUUCUUAGGAUUUUUAUCUGAAAGCACAAUGCAUUAAAGAGUCUCUUGACAAUUCUCUUUCAGAUCUUUUUACAGAAUGAAUUUAUGCACUGCUACUGUAGCAUUCUCAAGGAAUGUACAUGAACACAAGUGUAUGCUGGAGGGUGAUUUUAGCAGGAAACAGUACUCUGCUUCUAAAAGCUUUGAUGUCUAGUCUUUCAUAGAAAAUUCUCAUUGUUUAACCAUUUGGGGAGCCUGAAUUGUUAAAUGCAUUAUGUCUGUACAUUGUGUAAUGACUGAAAAGCACAUAAAUGUUAAUCUACUUUGAACUUUGUAAAAAAAAAAAACCUUAUGUUUGGAGGCUGUCCUUGUUUAUCCAUCUCAAAUCCUCUGUGUGUGCGUGCCCACACAGGUGCACGCAUGUGUAUGUACGUGUGUGAUAACACAUUGUAAAGAACAGAGAUUACUUUAAAAAAAAUAAAAGAAAAUGGAGACCUAA
Molecule: messenger RNA, 2479 nt
Organism: Oryctolagus cuniculus (rabbit)
Lineage: Eukaryota; Metazoa; Chordata; Mammalia; Lagomorpha; Leporidae
Gene: MOSPD1
Product: motile sperm domain containing 1
Cellular component (GO): cytoplasm
Source: RefSeq, a predicted model, not a curated record